GGCCUUCACCAAGUUUAAAUAAGCCGUACUGUUUUAGGAUAUUUAACUAAUAAGUUUGAGAAUGGCUGUCCUUGCUUCUUGUUGGCUUAUCAUUGAAUCAAUAAUCAUCCCUCGUGAAUAUUUUCUCAGAUGGUUUUAUUUAAGUUUCUAUAUCCACCCUUUUUUCCUCUUGGUUUUCCAAAUUUUUCUGUGUCUCAAAUGGCUGCAGAGAUGCAUUUUAGCUUUGUUCAUUUAUCCUUUCAGAAUCAUUAGCUUUUUGAUGUCGUGCGUUGAUAAAUUUUGUAGAUAUUGUAUCUUCUUUAUCUUCUCUUUUAUCAGAGUUAAAGAGGAUGAUUCCAACGUAGAAGCUGCUGAUAAUUUUAGUCAAAAUCAGCUCGUCAGGUUAAGUGUUUCUUCAAGCGUACCAUCAAUUGAAUUGAGGACUGAAUUGGUUGAACCUCGAAGGGGUACAUUUAACGAUGCUAAUGGCUAUGAAGACUUUAGCUUUCGUCUUCAAGAAGACUUGAGAGAAGACGAGUGUUCAUCAUUCUUCUGCAACUCUUCUCGGUCGAUGGAUGAAUCGUACUUGAACGAAUAUUCUCCGUUGUUUAGUUACUCGAACUCACCGUUGUUUAGCUCAUCGAGCAACUCGCCGUUGAUGAAAGAACGUUUGUUGCCGGCUCGUGGCUCGAGUUCUCGAGUUUCAGUGAGGGAAGUAAUAGCCACAGGAAGAGAUGAAGACGAAUCAGAAGGAUUUUACCAGAAAUAUUCUGAAAGAAUGAGAUGGUUUGAUGUCCUGAACCAUGACAGGACUCAUGGAAUAGGUGCAAUCUUGAACAGGGAAAUUGGGAGUCCAAGUUCAUUGGACAACAUAAAGUUGAAGGAUUUGAGCAUCCCCUACAUAUCAUGGAGCAAAAAUGAUAAGAAGAGGCUUUUAAAGAGUUUAGAGAGUGAUUUUGAGCUAGUUUAUGUGGCUCAAUCUUGCUUGACAUGGGAGGCACUGCAUCAUCAAUACAGGAAAGUCAAGUUCCUGUGCUUCACCAACUGCUUGUUUGCUGAUAAUUUGGCCAAGGAUUUUGAAACCUUCCAAGUAUUGCUGGAAAGAUUCUUGGAUGAAGAGAAGUAUUUGUAUAGGGGAAAGAGAGCUUGGAAUUAUGUUCAAGCAAGACAUGCUUCCAAGACCCUUCUUCAAGUUCCUAAAGUAACAGGGUAUAUGGAGGAAGGACAAGUGGGGGAAGAAGGAGAAACAGUGGGUGCGAAAGAUGUGUUGAAGGCCAUAGAGAAAUGCAUAAAGGCAUUUGGAAAAUUCAUCACCAUUGAGAGGAACAAGGCUUGCUGGAAAUUUAAAAGCUCAUUAGGGUCUUAUCCUUCCAUGGAGAAUCCAAGGGAUCUGCACCUGCUGGCUGACCUAACCACAACACUUAGAAAGAAGGAAGUAUGGUUGAAGGAUUUACAAGGGAAGCAGAGGUGCUGGUUUAACAAAGUGGUGAAGCCUAUGGAGGAGUCCCAGAAAGAGGCAAUGCUAUUUACAAUAAUAGAGAUGAAGCUGAUAUCAAGAGUGUUGCAGAUGUCCAUUGUGCCAUCUUCUCAACUCAAUUGGUGCCAGCAAAAGCUUAACAACAUUCAAUUCCACAGAGGGAGGCUCUUCAGGACUGCCACUGGCCCUCUUUUCCCAUCUUCUUGAUGUAUGUAUGUAUGUAUGUAUGUAUGUAUGUAUAAUCUGGCAAGUGGUUGGU
Molecule: messenger RNA, 1715 nt
Organism: Hibiscus syriacus
Lineage: Eukaryota; Viridiplantae; Streptophyta; Magnoliopsida; Malvales; Malvaceae
Exons: 6
Coding region: 62-1663 (533 amino acids)
Source: RefSeq, a predicted model, not a curated record